AUGAGACUGUUUCCCGACGAUCAGACGCUCGCGGCCAGAUGGUUUGGAGCGAUAGAAGUUGGCUGUGGAUAUCCAGUGCAAUCUGUGAACGAUAUCCAACCGGAAAUAUGCAGUUCUCAUUUUUUGGUUUCGGACGCUGGCAGCUAUGAAGAACCAUCGAUAUUCGUGUACCGUUAUAAAAUUUCCAGGAAAAUCAGCAGCUGCAGAGCCUGCUUAGCCUUCUAUCCUAGCGAAGAAAUGCUAACUUUGGAGAGUAGGAUAGGCGAGAAAAAUAUUACGGCUCUUCUUGAAUCGAUGGAUAUGUGCAUAAGCAAGCAUCACUUUCUUCAGUUGAUUUGCCUACCAUGUGUUGCUCAAUUGGAUAUGUUAACAUCUCUUCGCAUGAAAUUUACUCAAUCAGAGCUAAACUUUCAACACUUAAUAGAGACAAGUCAGAACUUUAACAAUGAAACAGAGACAUGCUUGACGCAAGCAGAUAGUCGCCAGAGGGAAAUAAUAAUAGAAGUUGAAACAUUGGAACUUGUUGACAAGCAGGAAAAUAGAAGCGAAGAAAAUACACCGAAGGCUCAGCAAAGUCAUUCGAGCUCGUGCAGUAAACGAGUUGAACCUCCAAAACAAGAAAGUUCUAGCAAAUCUCAAACCAACAACAAUGACAAGCAGAAGAAAAACUGCUCAAUAAGUCUAACAAGUGUGAAUCAAAAAUUGGAACGAUAUUGUUAUAUUUGUAGCACAUUCCUGACAGAUUGCAGUCAAUUAAUGGUCCAUCUAACGGAAACACACACCUCCGAGACGGGUUAUAGAUGCGAGGAUUGCUCUCUGGAUAUUCAUCUGCUAACCGCAUAUAACAGUCAUCUUAGCCGACAUGACGAAUCAGAACGGUCAAUUAAAUGCAGUAUCUGCUCGGUACGAUUUGUUUCUGAUCUUCAGGUCAAGGUGCACGAAAAUAAGCUACACGGUGCACAUCAUGACGUCAACCAUUACCUGCAGAAUAAACGGCGCUUUACCGUAUGUGACCAGUGCGGAGACGUGUACGAUAAACGCAAAAUCAAAAAACACAUGGAGCAAGUUCAUCAAAUAGAUUGUCAACCGAAAUGCAACAUUUGCAAUAAAACUUUCACGGCAAAAGGAAGUCUCGAACGACACAUGCUUUCACAUACGGACGCGAAACCGUACGUGUGUGAACAGUGUGGAGCAUCGUUUCGAAGAUUGCUUUUUUAUCGGCACCAUAAGAGCAUGGUACACGAUGGGGUAAUCCCACACGUUUGCUCCGUAUGCAACGAAGUCUUUAAAACUUAUCGACAGCUUUACAACCACAGGCAGACAGUGCACUGUAACAAACCUUCUCUAUAUCAGCGCUAUAAACAGCCCGAAGUUUGUAAACUUUGUAGCUCGCGGUUUCCGAAAGGCAGCCAAUUGAUGGAGCACAUUAAAAACGUACACGCCGAUGAACAAUAUCCGACCUUGCAGUGUCCAAACUCAUUAUUCAUACGGACAAACAUGCCUGUGUAA
Messenger RNA from Sabethes cyaneus, 1509 nucleotides. Its product is annotated as zinc finger protein 616-like. Gene Ontology annotation, molecular function: DNA-binding transcription factor activity, RNA polymerase II-specific; zinc ion binding; RNA polymerase II transcription regulatory region sequence-specific DNA binding. Gene Ontology annotation, cellular component: nucleus. Lineage: Eukaryota; Metazoa; Arthropoda; Insecta; Diptera; Culicidae. The record is from RefSeq and is a predicted model, not a curated record. Gene Ontology annotation, biological process: regulation of transcription by RNA polymerase II. The transcript is spliced from 3 exons. The coding region runs from base 1 to 1509 and encodes 502 amino acids.